Molecule: messenger RNA, 4652 nt
Organism: Pecten maximus
Lineage: Eukaryota; Metazoa; Mollusca; Bivalvia; Pectinida; Pectinidae
Exons: 13
Coding region: 546-2675 (709 amino acids)
Cellular component (GO): extracellular region
Molecular function (GO): chitin binding
Source: RefSeq, a predicted model, not a curated record
UCAUUGUCCGGAGGCGAACACAUAGAGAACAUAUCGCCGAUCACUUGGCUGUUACGGUAUGGUCAGUGGUCAGUUUGGACACGUGCUUAUUCUAUAUCACCCAGACGAAAUUCCUUCGUUUCAACCGAAAUGGUAAAAUAUCUAACCUGUAACUUGACCAUUCUAGCCAAGGGCUAUCACUGACCACAUGUAAAUAUGAAAUUAAGAUUUUUCAGUGGAUAUACAGGGAAUGAUACUGACCGCAGGCCGAAUUAAACGAUAUAUUGAUAUCUGACCACCACGCACAGGUCCAGUUAAACUGACCACCGUCGUGUGGAAGUUGAAUAAAGCCAGGGGCCGAAAACCUUAACGCGGGGCUGUAACAGAGGAUGAACUUUGGAUAAGAUAUAAUCGGUGUUGUCGAAAAUGUUACAAGAAUCUGUGACUCCUUGACCAAUCGUCCGGACAGGUGGACGGAUAUUCUUGACCAGUGGUCAAAGUUAUCUUUUGUUUGCCAGACGUGGAAUAACUUUCGAGAUUUUUCAGGCUCAAGUUCAAGACGGGAGAUGUACACCAUGGACCUUGGAGCAAUUUUUCGGCAUAAAUGUCACGUGAUCACGCUUCUCCUUAUCAUCGCAACUACGGCGCAUGCGCAAAACAUAACCUGUGCUGUUCCAUCCGAUGUCGUGUUUGUAUUAGACGGCUCUGAAAGUCUUAGCCAAGAAAACUUUUCAAACAUGAAGACUUUUGUGAUACAACUGCUGUCAAAGUUCAAAGUCUCGUCCUCCUUCACGAGAGUUGGCGUGAUCGUGUACGGGACUAUACCAGGAGACAUUAUAUACUUGGGUUCAGUGAACUAUCUGCAGGUUCUUGACAUCACAAUUCGAAACCUCAUUCAGCCGAAAUCCGGAACUGGAACUCCGAAAGCAAUUGAGAGCAUGCGCAGAAUGUUCAACGAAAGGGGUCGGUCGGGCGUGGAUAAAGUUGGAAUCGUCAUCACAGACGGUCGGUCCGUGUCUCCAGAACAGACAAAGCAGCAGGCAGAUCUGGCAAAGAGCGCCGGAAUCAGCAUGAUCUCGAUCGGGUUCGGCUCAAACGUCUUCCGGACGGAGCUAAUACAGAUAGCCAGCAGUAGCUCCUUGGUAUUUGAAUCCAAUGACUUCAACCUUCUGCUCAGUGAGGUGGAGAUAGCCAUGCGCAGUCUAAUCUGUCACGUCAUCACCACCACAAUGACCACUACCACCACGACAACUACAACAACCACCACUACACCGGCGCCAACCACCCAGGCGCCAACGACACGAGCACCUACCACUCAGGCGCCAACGACACAGGCGCCUACCACCCAAGCACCAACUACUCAGGCACCAACCACCAAGGCGCCAACGACACGAGCACCGACUACAGCGGCGCCUACUACCCCGGCGCCGACAACACCCGUGCCGACGACGAGGGCGCCUCCUACACGCCGUCCAAUAACGCCAAUACCUACAAUGCCCCCUACAGGCAGCUUGUUGUCGACAGUGAUCAGUGACCUUUGCCCUAACUGUAUAAUAGGACGUAACUGGGGCUACAGGCCCUACCCUGGGGAUUGUACUCGCUACAUCUCUAUGUUUCCCGACGGGCGGGGUGGCCGGGUCGCCAGUGUACAGAAAUGUCCUUUCGGGUCCUGGUGGGAUUCUUACAGCGUGUCAUGUCGCUAUCCGGUCGACGUCACGUGCACUGAUGAUCCGUGCCGUGGAAUUAGUUAUGGAGCGUUCCCGAUGGAAGAUGUCUGUUCCGGAUUCUGGUACUGUAUAAAUGGAAAAGCAUAUCCGUCUUGUUGUCCGAAACAGAACCAACGUUUCCUUGGUAACGGGCCUCAGUUGAAUUGCUCCGACGAUGUCUUCUGCCCUGAUAGUUGCCCCCCAGCCGACCUAAACAGACUCGUGGGACAAACUGUAUGCGCAAGCUACCCUCAUCCCUCUGACAGAACAAAAUAUUUGGAGUACGCACCCGGAAGUGGAAAUAUAACACGUGACUGUGCAACGGGGACAUAUUUCGUAUCAGGUGACUGCGCAUGUACUGGAAUCGAUGACCUGGCUAGCCUCCCUCUUCAAACCUGUAAUCCUGAAGUGUAUUUUAACUUCGAUGACAGCUUCAGUGACAUGUCGGGAAACGAAAUCGCCGCUGGACUGGAGAACGUGGCGCUUGAUACAAAAGAGGCCAAGUUUUCCGGGGACGGGAUGAUAAACAUGUGGCGAUUUUCUAACUCAGAUUUCAAACAGAGUCUCGUGAUCACGUUCAAAUUCCGACCGGAAAAUGUUGUCACACCUGGACCAAUCCAGGCCCUCGUUACAAACUGCAUUUUCAGCGAUCAAGAGGAAGCCUCGGUGGCCAUCAGUGUCAUACCCGGAAGUGACCCAAGCGUCUUGUAUUUCAAGACACAAACGACACAAGGCAUGACAGAGCUGUUUGUACCGUAUGAUCCGACAGUGAUGAGUAGUGGAGUUUACAUCUAUGACGGAGUGACUCUAACCGGACGUGUCAACGGCGAAGUCCGCACAGCUCCUCUCACCGGUGACAUUUUACGUCGACAAAGUGGAGUCGUCAUUGGAGCUGGGAGUAUGAUGGCAAAUUACCGCGGACGGCUCGAUGAUUUCAAACUAUAUACAUGUUUUCCGAGUGGGAUAUACACAGCAAAUGGCAGACGAUGACGUCACUUCCGCUGAACUUUUAACCUACUGGCGAGAUAAUGCUAGGACAUUAAUUCCUAGUUACCUCCCCUGCCUUUUGCCAUUAUACUUGUAUUAAUGCUGUAGAUAGAUAUUGACAGCAAUACCAUCAGUAUAGAGUAUGUUUUGUAUAUGUUUAGAUAGCUUUAGUUAUUAUUUAUAUAAGUAAACAUGUAAUUAUUAUUCAUCCAUAAUCAAUAUUUGUUUUUGUUCACCUGAUCGAUAUUGUGAUUUUUGUGUUUAUUGUCCUGACGGAUCUUUUCUCAUCCGUAUGUAAUAAUUUUGUUUUUGUUUUGUAUAUUGAGACCUAGAUAUGAUUUACUAACAUCGCCUAUCAAGUGUGUUGGUAUUUUGUUGGGACCGUAUUACUUACAGUACUUUGUAUAGUGGUUUAAAGGCGAAUCUAUAUAUAGAACAUCCUCUAGGCUAUUGAUUUGCUUAGAAUUGAUGACGUUGUUUUAUUGUGACGUCAUAAUUAUCAUGUUAACAAUCAUUUGAAUACAUAAAUUUUGCAUUUACGUAUAUGAUCUUACUGAAUUAUUUCAUGAAUAAUUCUAUUCUAUAACACAUCAAAUAAUAGUUUCAUUGUAAAUACAGUAACCGUUUUGUUUACAUACAAUAUCACUCAAAAAUAUCAUACAUUCAAAGAGCUCACAUCUGCAGUUCAUUCGUUCCCUGCUAUCAACCUGAUUCUACUUAGUAUUCAUAAAACUUCCAUUAAUUAUAUUUAAAACAUCACCGUAAAUAUUCGUUUGAAUUUCGUCAAAUAAUUAUCAUAUAUUAGUAUUGUCAUCUCAUAACACCCAUUUCAUUGUCUUCUGUUCCGAAUUAUCUCUGUAAUAUGUACAGAUUGGCUGUAGCUGCCUAUUCUGUUUCUAUUAUGACGUCAUAGAUUGAUGACGUGUCAUGUAUAUGACGUCAUAAAAUAAAACAAAAAUAAAUGAAAAUAUUAUCAUUUUAGAUUACAUUAUUAUAUGUCUAAAAAAUGUUGUUUUAAUGAAUACUUGUAAAAAUGCUUUAGCUGUGAUCAUCAAAAUCUGAAAUUCGUUUCAUAUGGUGAUCCGUGGAUUUCUUUCCCAUUUUCCCUGUCCAGAAAACUCUUCAUUAACUCGUGUGUGACACUCUGUGUAGCCGUAUGGGAGGGGACACGCACAUAUAAUGAGCUGGCCUGAAGAUUGAGUUACCUGCCUAUUCACCAAAGGACAUAUAUCUAUUAAAAGUGUUGCAUUUACACCAUCAGAUACGACACUAGUGGUGAUUUUGGGGUAUUGGUAAAUUUGUAGAAAUAUACGUUCAUUCUGCAGGUGACUGUUACCCCCAUUACAUUGGGUAAUUACAUACAGCAUUUUAACAAGUCAUUGUGGUCUGUUGCCAUGCCUACCGAAAUUAACUCCUCUCCAGAAUUAGUAAAGAAAAGAUUUUAAAUUUAAUGGUAUAUGAUCGGUUUAAAUGGUAUAUUAUGAUUUAAUAGUAAAUAUAGGAUUUAAUGGUUUAAAACUGAUUUAAAUGGUACAACAGGAUGUAAUGGUAAACACUAAGAUUUAGGAUUUAAUGGUAACAAUAGAAUUUAACGGUAAACAAUGAUUUAUAAUUUAAUGGUAACAAGAAGAUUUAAUGGUUAACAAUACGAUCUAGGAUUUAAUGAUAGCAAUUGGAUUUAAUGGUAAACAAUAAGAUUUAGGAUUUAAUGGUAAACUAUAGGAUUUAAUGGUAACAAUAGAAUUUAACGGUAAACAUUGACUUAGGAUUUAAUACAUGGUAAACAAUAAGAUUGAGGAUUUAAUGGUAACAAUAGAAUUUAAUGGUAAUAAUAGAAUUUAAUUGUUUAUAGUACAUGUAGUGGGUUUAGGUAUUGCUACGUCUAUAUAAGAUAAAGUCCCAAUAGAAGAAAAUCCAGGUUAAGUUCUGUAAUAAUGACUUUGUAUGUAUUUAUAUAACAUUAAAAUCUCUUCGAAUAUA